Messenger RNA from Didymodactylos carnosus, 529 nucleotides. NCBI's taxonomy places the organism in Eukaryota, Metazoa, Rotifera, Eurotatoria, Philodinida, Philodinidae. The record is from the annotation of a GenBank genome assembly.
AUGUAUGCAACAAUGAGUGGUUCAGCAUCGAGAAUGCGGGCUGAGAAUCAUGUUGAUGCCUGUAAAGAGGCUUUGAGAAAUGCAGAAUCAAAUUUGAAAAAAGCGACCAAAAAACGUGAAGGGGUGGCAUCUUCGCAUCAGACGGCAGUCGAACAAAAGCGUCAGGCGCAUGAAAAUCUUCGUGAACAGAAACAUACGCUGGCGUCUAAACAAAUAGAAUGGAAACGCCAAAUUGCAGUCAAGAAUACAGCUCAACGACAACUGGAUCGGCAAAAAGCAAUUAUGGAAAAAGCUACCGCGGAUCAUAUCCAAGUUGAACAUCAAUUAGCUGAAGCCAAAGAGCAAAAAACAACGAAAACAAACGAACUUCAUGGUGCGGAAGCUCAAGUUCAAAAACAAACCGAACACGUAGCACAACUGACAAGAGAAGCAUCAGAAUUAGAGAAAAAUCAGGCACAAGCUCAACAAACACUUACUACCACAGAGAACACUUUGAGAGAUGCUCAAGCCAAACAUCAGACAGCAGAAG